CCUUUCGUUUCUUCUUCAAAUCUCUUUUACUUUCUACAUUUCUCUGCCAAUUUCUUGCUUAUUCCCAUUUUUUAAUGUAUAAAUACCACCCUCAUUCCCAUUAGCUCUUCAACCAGAAAAAUUCGGCAAACCAAAGUUGAUUAAAAAAACUCUCAAAUCCUUUCAGUUUAGUUUCUUCUUGUAACCUACUCUUUGUUUAUCGAUAAUGGCUGCCAAAGCUGAAGGAAAGGCGAUUGGGAUUGAUCUCGGGACCACUUACAGUUGUGUUGGGGUGUGGCAGAACGAUCGGGUGGAGAUAAUAGCCAACGAUCAAGGCAACCGUACCACUCCUUCUUACGUAGCCUUUACUGACACCGAGCGGCUCAUUGGAGAUGCGGCCAAGAACCAAGUCGCCAUGAACCCUUCAAACACUGUUUUCGACGCUAAACGUCUGAUUGGUCGUCGGUUCACUGACCCUUCGGUGCAAAGCGAUAUGAAGCAUUGGCCAUUUAAGGUCAUUGCUGGUCCUGGUGAUAAGCCAAUGAUUGUGGUAACUUACAAAGGUGAAGAGAAACAGUUUGCUGCAGAAGAGAUUUCUUCAAUGGUGUUGAUUAAGAUGAAGGAGGUUGCGGAGGCUUACUUGGGUCAAAGUGUGAAAAAUGCUGUUAUUACAGUCCCUGCUUAUUUCAAUGAUUCCCAAAGACAAGCUACAAAGGAUGCUGGUGCUAUUUCUGGACUCAAUGUUUUGAGGAUUAUCAAUGAACCAACUGCUGCUGCUAUUGCAUAUGGGUUGGACAAGAAAGCUUCCCGGUCUGGUGAAAAAAACGUUUUGAUCUUUGAUCUCGGUGGGGGUACUUUUGAUGUCUCAUUGUUGACGAUUGAAGAAGGGAUCUUUGAAGUUAAAGCCACCGCCGGUGAUACUCAUCUCGGCGGCGAGGAUUUCGAUAACAGGUUGGUGAAUCAUUUCGUACAAGAGUUCAAGAGGAAGCACAAGAAGGAUAUUAGUAGUAAUGCAAGGGCGUUGAGACGGCUGAGGACUGCUUGUGAGAGGGCGAAGAGGACAUUGUCAUCUACUGCUCAAACCACCAUUGAGAUUGAUUCGUUAUUUGAAGGUAUUGAUUUCUAUUCCACCAUUACAAGGGCUAGGUUUGAAGAAUUGAACAUGGAUUUGUUUAGGAAAUGUAUGGAACCUGUUGAGAAAUGUCUUCGAGAUUCCAAGCUGGAUAAGAGUCAAGUUAACGAGGUUGUUCUUGUCGGUGGGUCGACAAGGAUUCCCAAAGUUCAGCAGCUCUUGCAAGAUUUCUUCAAUGGCAAGGAACUUUGUAAGAGCAUAAAUCCUGACGAGGCAGUCGCUUAUGGUGCUGCUGUACAAGCGGCUAUUUUGAGUGGUGAAGGGGAUGAUAAGGUUCAAGAUUUGCUUCUUCUUGAUGUUACACCUCUUAGUCUUGGUAUUGAAACCGCCGGCGGUGUGAUGACUGUGUUGAUUCCGAGAAACACAACGAUUCCGACAAAAAAAGAACAGAUAUUCUCUACUUAUUCUGAUAAUCAACCAGGGGUUUUGAUUCAAGUGUAUGAAGGUGAAAGGGCAAGAACCAAAGACAAUAACUUGCUUGGUAAGUUUGAGCUCACGGGUAUCCCACCGGCACCGAGAGGUGUCCCGCAGAUCAAUGUAUGUUUUGACAUCGAUGCAAAUGGGAUCUUGAAUGUGUCUGCAGAAGACAAGACAGCAGGAGUGAAGAACAAGAUCACAAUCACUAAUGAUAAAGGAAGAUUGAGUAAAGAAGAGAUUGAAAGAAUGGUACAAGAGGCAGAGAGAUAUAAAGCAGAGGAUGAACAAGUGAAGAAGAAGGUGGAAGCUAAGAAUGCACUUGAGAACUAUGCUUAUAAUAUGAGGAACACCAUUAAAGAUGAUAAGGUUGGUGGUAAACUUGAUCCAUCAGACAAAGGGAAGAUGGAGAAAGCCAUUGAUGAGACCAUUGAAUGGCUUGAUAGGAACCAAUUGGCUGAGGUCGAUGAAUUGGAAGACAAAUUGAAGGAACUUGAAGGAUUAUGCAAUCCCAUCAUUGCCAAGAUGUACCAAGGUGGUGGUGGUGGUGGUGAUGUGCCCAUGGGUGGUGCUGAGGCUGGGUCUGGUGGCUCUGCUGCAGGACCCAAGAUUGAGGAAGUGGAUUAAUUCUACUCCUCACCUUGUCAUGCAUAUGAAAAUGAAAUUUGAUGGUGUUUACCUCUGUUUUCCAUUGUAUGCAUGAAUGCAUCUAUGUAUCUAUCUAUCUAGGGAGCUUUGAGAUAGAAAUAAAUCAAAACAUUGUAGAUGUAUAUGCUUUUGCAGCCAAUAUAAUAAAAAUUACCAC
Messenger RNA from Gossypium raimondii (Peruvian cotton), 2330 nucleotides. Its product is annotated as heat shock 70 kDa protein. Gene Ontology annotation, biological process: cellular response to unfolded protein; protein refolding. NCBI's taxonomy places the organism in Eukaryota, Viridiplantae, Streptophyta, Magnoliopsida, Malvales, Malvaceae. Bases 206 to 2152 code for a protein of 648 amino acids. The transcript has a single exon. Gene Ontology annotation, molecular function: ATP binding; misfolded protein binding; ATP hydrolysis activity. The record is from RefSeq and is a predicted model, not a curated record. Gene Ontology annotation, cellular component: cytoplasm.